ACACAGCAGCGGUCAUAUGAUGUCCUGGUUCUUUUUAAAGGAAGUUACUGCAACAAGCGAGCCUCGCCUUUCUCUUCAUCUACGGAGUGGGGUCGUGUAGUUUGCUGGGGUUUUUUCUUUGCUCAGAAUCAGCGAGGUUACGUGAUGUUUAGCGGCGGUCUGCUGCUGGUGUGUUUGCUGGCCGUGUUUCCGCUCGGCUCGCGGGCUCAGUAUGCUCCUGAUGAGGUGACUAACCUGCCAGGUAUGUCGUUCAAACCCAACUACCGCCAGUGGUCGGGGUACCUGCAGGCGCGGCCGGGCAAGUUUCUACAUUAUUGGUUUGUGACCUCUCAGCGGGACCCAGUCAAAGACCCGCUGGUGCUCUGGCUGAAUGGAGGCCCAGGCUGCAGCUCACUGGAUGGAUUCCUGUCAGAGAACGGACCCUUUCACGUAAAUGAUAACGGAGCUACACUGUAUGAGAACAAUUUCAGCUGGAACAAGAUUGCCAAUGUGCUGUAUCUAGAAUCUCCUGCAGGAGUUGGUUAUUCCUUCUCCGAUGACAAAAAUUAUGCCACCGAUGAUGACCAGGUUGCUGAGGAUAAUUACAGAGCCUUGCAGAGUUUCUUUGUCAAAUUCCCAAACUUCACUCAGAAUGAGUUCUUCAUAUUUGGGGAAAGUUAUGGGGGAAUUUACGCACCAACCCUCAGCCUGAACGUGGCAACAGGCCCCGCAAAAAUCAACUUCAAGGGCUUUGCAGUGGGAAAUGGUAUCAGCAGCUUCGCUCUCAAUGACCAAAGUUUGAUCUACUUCGGUUACUAUCACGGCCUCUUUGGAGAAGACUUAUGGCAUGAUCUGAACACGAACUGCUGUGAGAAGGGGAAGUGUAAUUUCUACGACCCCAGUUCAGAGGACUGCAAGAUAGUGGUGCGUGAGGCCUUUAAUAUCGUGUAUGAGAGCGGACUUAACGAGUAUGCACUUUACUUGGAUUGUGAGGGUCGCAGAAGUUCCUACAAAAGCUAUGAGAUGACCAUGAAUCAUCUGUUUCAGAAGCACAGGAAACAGCCACACGCCUACAAGUUCUUAGGUCAAGUGCCUGCCUCGUCCUCUGUGAUGCUGGGUGAAGUCCCUCCCUGCAUCAACAGUACAGCUCAGGCAAACUGGCUGAACAGAGGCGACGUGAGGAAAGCUUUACACAUUCCAGAUUUUCUGCCCGCAUGGGACAUCUGCAGUGACAUUGUUGGAGGGAAUUACACCACCCUCUACCCAACAGUGAAGGACGUUUAUCUGAAGCUGCUCUCUCGGGGCCUUCGAGCACUCGUCUACAACGGAGACACCGACAUGGCCUGCAACUUCCUGGGGGACCAAUGGUUUGUGGAGGACCUCGGCCUGAAGUCAACUACCAAGUACCAGACCUGGAUUCAUGAGGACCAGAUUGCUGGUUUCUACCAACGGUUUGGAAACAUCACUUUCCUGACAGUCAAGGGUGCGGGUCACAUGGUUCCACAGUGGGCUCCUGGUCCAGCUUUCCACAUGUUCCAGUCAUUCAUAACAAAUGGCUCCUACUGAGCGACGAUGGAGACUGCUCUCUGUGUUAUACCUGCACUUAUCACUUGUUUGGAUGAUACAUUUUUCUCAGGGAAGAUGAAUUUGAAGGGAAAAGGACUGUUAUAGCACUUAUCCUUGUAUUGUUCCCACAGUACCUGUAAUGCAGUGAGUUGCUUUUUUUUUUUUUUUUUUUUGGGACACAUUAUUUGUUGUGUUGUCUUUGUUCUCCAUCACAAUGGACUUGAAACAAAAACACCAACUUUGAGCUUUGAUUGUGUUUACAUCCAUAUUAGCCGAACAGUGUAGGAAGUGUUGUCUCCUUUUUAUACAGUUUUCCAAUGUGACAAGACCACAAAUAACUGGGCAUAUUAAUAAAUUUAAUUAAAAUACCCAUAUUUAAUCAGUCAAUUAGUCAAGACCAGGCCACUGUUUGGCGUUUUUUAAAAACUCCAUUGUCCAAAAACUGGGAAAUUAAUAUUAUAUAAAAGGGGCUAAUAAGACAUCCUACAUGUUCACCCAAUAUGGAAGUGAACACUGUCCUUAAAAGGUCAACACUUUGACCUCACUGUUAAUUCCUUGUCAAGAAUACAAACACAAAAUGGAAAGUGUCCUUGUCCAAAUACUUCAACUGCACUGUACAUGAUCACAAACUGUUUCCUGUGGCACCAACGUGAAGCUGAAUCUUUGGUGUUUGCUGUUUUCAUUUAACUUUUCAGUGAAAAGAAGUGAUACAAGGUGAUUGGACUGAACUUAAUGAUGAUGCUUGUUCAAAACUGUAAUCUUGCUUGCAUUUCUCUUUUUAUUAAAUGUUUCAUUGAUCUGUCA
This is a messenger RNA of Thunnus maccoyii (southern bluefin tuna), 2349 nucleotides long. RefSeq names its product cathepsin A-like. NCBI's taxonomy places the organism in Eukaryota, Metazoa, Chordata, Actinopteri, Scombriformes, Scombridae. Gene Ontology annotation, molecular function: serine-type carboxypeptidase activity. Gene Ontology annotation, biological process: proteolysis. Bases 145 to 1545 code for a protein of 466 amino acids. The transcript has 11 exons. The record is from RefSeq and is a predicted model, not a curated record.